AUGGCGGAGGGAGGAUUGGGCGACGCGGGCGCGGCGAGCUGCUCGAAGAACGCGAGAGUCGCGGCGGGGAUGUUCAAGCACUUGCAGGAGACGGUUUUGCCGCCGCUGAAGGCGUCGUUGGAUGGUGAAUGCGUGGCGAAUGAACUCACGGCGUCGAUGGCGGAGGUGAUGACGUUGAUUUCGCUCGGUGACGCGCAGGGCGCGGCGUGUCGGCGAGCGCUCGAACGCGGAAGCGCGGCGAAUUUGCGCGCGCGGCUGCAUCGCGGCGCGAGCGAGUUGUACCGCGAUGCCAACGCGGUGUUGCAGUCGCGUCGAUGCGAUUGGAACGGCGUGGACAUAUUUUUGACGGCCGGCGUGCUGGUAGCUUGGAAGACGCACGAAGCGGAGGCAUUUCUCGCGCACGCCGAGGCGCGGCGCGCUGCGGACGAGUGCGGCGAAGUCAUCGCAGCGUGUAGGCGCGCGGAGGAAGCCGUGCGCGAUUGCGCGCAGGCCUCCGGAGAAAUCGUCUCGUGGGCGACGUAUCACGGCGAGCUCGCCUCGCGUGUGGCCGCACUCGCAGCGAAAGCUGUCAAAGAGAACGAGGUGGUCUUCUUUCAAAAGAUCCCGUCACCUGGCGCGCCGUUGCCCGAAGCCGCCGUCGUCGUCGGGCCGAUAGAAUACGUUCCGAGCGAACCCUCGAAGCACACAUUCUUUCAAGGCUAA
Messenger RNA from Ostreococcus lucimarinus CCE9901, 702 nucleotides. RefSeq lists its product with no specific name. The coding region runs from base 1 to 702 and encodes 233 amino acids. The transcript has a single exon. The record is from RefSeq and is a predicted model, not a curated record. NCBI's taxonomy places the organism in Eukaryota, Viridiplantae, Chlorophyta, Mamiellophyceae, Mamiellales, Bathycoccaceae.